AUGGCUUCACAAACCGCCAAAGAAGAUUGCAAAGGCUAUGCUGCAAGAGAUCCAUCCGGAGUCCUGUCUCCUUAUACAUUCAGCCGCAGGGAUGUCAGGGAAGAUGAUGUCUUGUUAGAUAUCGCGUACUGUGGGGUUUGUUACGCUGAUGUUAUAUGGUCGAGGAAUUUUAUGGGACAUUCCAAGUACCCCUUAGUACCCGGACAUGAGAUUACUGGUUAUGUGAAAAAGGUUGGCUCCAAAGUUACGAAAUUCAAACCUGGAGAUCGAGUUGGAGUUGGAACAUAUGUUAACUCUUGCAAAGAGUGCGAGUACUGUAAUGACAAGCAAGAGAAUUACUGCGUCAAGGGACAAAUCUUCACUUAUGAUGGUAUAGAUUCUGAUGGUACAGUUACUAAAGGAGGAUAUUCCAGUUACAUAGUUGUUGGUGAAAGAUUCUGCUACACAAUUCCUGAAAGUUAUCCAAUGGAGUUGGCAGCACCAUUGUUGUGUGCUGGAAUUACUGUUUAUUCACCGAUGAUGCGACACAACAUGAAACGACCUGGGAAAUCUUUGGGUGUCAUCGGAUUAGGUGGUCUGGGACAUUUGGCUGUGAAAUUUGGGAAAGCUUUUGGUUUGAAAGUCACUGUGUUCAGCACUAGCGAAUCGAAAAAAGAAGAGGCAAUGACUCAUCUAGGUGCUGAUAAUUUUGUGAUCUCAUCUGAUGAACAGCAGAUGAAUGCACUUACAAAGUCACUGGACUUUGUUCUUAACACUGCUUCUGGUAAUAUUCCAUGUGAUCCAUACCUGAAAACUUUGAAGACUGGUGGUGUUCUUGCGAUGGUUGGCUUCCCGCGCGAAAUAAACAUCAGCCCUGUAGCCCUAAUUCCAGAAGCGAGAACAAUCACGGGGAGUGUAACUGGCGGCACAAAGCAGACACAAGAAAUGUUGGAGUUCUGUGCAGAGCACAAAGUCUACCCGGAAAUAGAAAUUGUCCCAAUCGAUUACUGUAAUGAAGCACUUGAAAGGAUGAUUAAGAAGGAUGUGAAAUACCGCUUUGUGAUCGAUGUUGCUAACUCCCUUAAGUGA
This is a messenger RNA of Oldenlandia corymbosa var. corymbosa, 1068 nucleotides long. The record is from the annotation of a GenBank genome assembly. Lineage: Eukaryota; Viridiplantae; Streptophyta; Magnoliopsida; Gentianales; Rubiaceae.